AUGGACGUGGAGGACGCGGCGACGCUGAGCUACGAGGCCUUCUGCGCGCGUUACAUGGCGCGCAACCGGCCGGUUCUGCUGCGCAACGUGACGGAUAAGUGGUUCCCGGGCGCAGCGCAGUGGAAAGACGGACAGAGAAUUAAUUUCCAGCAUUUGAAGGCGAAGUACGGGGCUGCAGAGGCGCCGGUGGCGAGUGGUGACGUAGCGGAGUACGGAGCGGAGGAGCGAUGCACCUUGAGACUCGACGAGUACUUGGAGCUGAUUGAGAAUGGGACCGUGGGCAAGAGAUACCUCAAGGACUGGCACUUUGUGCACGCUUUCGGUCACGACGUUUAUGAAACCCCGCCGUUUUUCAAGGACGACUGGCUCAACUGGUGGUGGGACCACAAGGAGAAGAGCGAGAGUGACUAUCGGUUUGUGUACCUCGGACCUGCUGGAAGCUGGACACCACUGCACCAUGACGUGUUCCGCUCAUACAGCUGGUCGGUGAACGUUUGCGGCCGCAAAGAGUGGAUCUUCUACCACCCGGACGACGAGCCGAAGUUGAAGGACCGAUUUGGUCGAUUUGUCCUGCCCGACGUGACGGCGGAGGACGUCGACAGAGAGAAGUACCCUCACUUCCAUGAGGCAAAGCCAAUCUACGUCAUUCAAGAAACCGGUGACGCGAUCUUCGUUCCCAGCGGUUGGUAUCACCAGGUCAGGAACCUCGAGGACACGAUCUCCAUCAACCACAACUGGUUCAACGGAUAUAACGUCCGCGAGCUGUGGGAGUUCUUCAAGCGCGAGUACGCAGCGGUCGAGCAUGAGCUUGAAGACCUGAAGGAGAUGGGCCUCGUCGGACGCGAGUUCGUAGACCAGUGUCAGUUGGUCAUGCUCGCCAACACCGGCAUCAACUACGUCGAGUUCCGCGAGUUGUUGUACGCCAAAGCCAGCUACUUACUGGCACAACGCGAACUGCCCGAGAGCGACCGCCCCACAGCUCAAGAGCGGGAUUUACUUGCCCACCUUGGCUAUGUUAGUUCUUCUCUGCUAGCUUAA
Messenger RNA from Phytophthora sojae, 1038 nucleotides. RefSeq lists its product as hypothetical. The transcript has 8 exons. NCBI's taxonomy places the organism in Eukaryota, Oomycota, Peronosporomycetes, Peronosporales, Peronosporaceae. Gene Ontology annotation, biological process: protein hydroxylation; positive regulation of translational termination; negative regulation of gene expression. The record is from RefSeq and is a predicted model, not a curated record. Bases 1 to 1038 code for a protein of 345 amino acids. Gene Ontology annotation, molecular function: histone H4R3 demethylase activity; sequence-specific DNA binding. Gene Ontology annotation, cellular component: nucleus; cytoplasm.